AAGAAUGGAAGAAGGUCAGCUGGAAGCCUCAAAUCUUCCUCCAAAAAUCUGGCAUUCUGAGGUGAGAGUGUCAGUGACAGGUGAACCACCUACUGCUGUAGAAGAAAAUGAAGAAACAGCCAAAGAAACAGCCGUAGAAAUCAUCCCAGAAGUCAUGGAGCCACUCUCCUUUCUAGAUGUACUGAGGAUCUCUGCAGUUCUGGAGGACACCACAGACCAGCUCUCUAUUCUAAACUAUAUCAUGCCAGUUCAGUAUGAAAAAAGAAAAAGUAUCAGCGUGAAGAAUAACAAAGAAAUAAAUUUAGAAGGAAAAAGCUUAGAAAAACUUUCACUGGUCUCAAAACCCUCAAAAAUAUCCGGUCCAUUUGUACAUAAAGAAGAGCCCAAGUUACCAGAAAUCAGACAAGGAGGCCAGUUUAACAAAGUGCAAGAUCUUAUCUUCAAAAAACCUACAAGGCAGAUCAUAAUGAAUACAGAGACACUGAAGAAAAUUCAGAUUGAUAGGCAAUUUUUCAGUGAUGUAAUUACAGAAACCAUGCAGGAGUUGCAAGAUUCAGGCACUUUCACCAGUCUUCUGAAAGCUUUGGGCAAAGAGAGGGAAAACAAAAUGCAUUUCUAUAAUAUCAUUGCCAGGGAGAAAAAUGGAAGAAAAAAGAUAAAAUCUCUUCAAAAACAGCUACUUAAUGUCAAAAGAGAAAGGCAAGCUGAAGUACAGAGUCGGCAUGAAUAUAUUGCUCACCUCAAGGACCAGUUGCAAGAGAUGAAGGCAAAAACCAACAUGGAGAAUCGCUAUAUGAAGAGAAACGCUGAGCUGCAGAUUUCCCAGACCCAGAAAAAAUGUAGCAAAACAGAGGAGCUCUUGCUGGAAGAGAUUGAGAAACUAAGGCUGAAAACUGAAGAAGAGAACCGGAUUCAUGCAGAGAUUGAAAUAUUCCUUAGAAAGGAGCAGCAGAAACUUGAGGAGAAGCUAGAGUUCUGGAUGGAGAAAUUUGAUAAGGACACAGAAAUGAAACAGAAUGAACUAAAUGCUCUCAAAGCUGCUAAGGCCAGUGACUUAGCACACCUUCAAGAACUUGCAAAGGCGAUAAGGGAAUAUGAACAAGUCAUCAUUGAAGAUCGUAUAGAAAAGGAGAAGACCCGGAAGAAGAUAGAACAGGAUCACUUGGAAUUAGAGAGCAGCAUAAAGCUCCAGGCCUGGUGGCGAGGCACUGUGGUGCGGAAGGAAAUUGGUGGUUUCAAAAUGCCCAAGAAGGACAAAGAUGAUGGCAAGGAUUCAAAAGGUAAAGGUAAAGGCACAGACAAGGACAAGCGGAGAGGCAAGAAGUGACCAAGUUAUCUUCUGUCUUUUCUGCUGGUGUUUUGGAGGUCGGAAGGAGGACCU
This is a messenger RNA of Delphinapterus leucas (beluga whale), 1381 nucleotides long. RefSeq names its product dynein regulatory complex subunit 9 (gene DRC9). The record is from RefSeq and is a predicted model, not a curated record. Gene Ontology annotation, cellular component: sperm flagellum; cytoplasm. Gene Ontology annotation, biological process: cilium organization; sperm axoneme assembly. NCBI's taxonomy places the organism in Eukaryota, Metazoa, Chordata, Mammalia, Artiodactyla, Monodontidae. Gene Ontology annotation, molecular function: protein binding.